UUCCAAGCUGCCGACGGCAAAGUUUGGGGGGGGGGAAACACAACUUUGCGGGACGUCAAUGCCGUUAUUGUGUCACUACACGUCGCUGCCCCCGCCACUGAGAUUUGAGCCCCGCUGUUUUCGGUGAAUGCCUUCGGCGCGCUCGGAAAGUGGCCAGUCGCGGCCGCCCCCACCUAAAGAGGAACGCCGUGCGUGCGCGUUGAAAAUCGCCGCAGCGGAGCGCAACGCAGGCGCCACCAGCGUCCGAGCUGCUAAAUAGGGGUGUGUUUGCGCCGCCACAACAUUGGUUAGCCGCUUGUCAAUGUCCAGUCACGUGGUGUCACACGGACGGCCAUGUUUCCGAAACACAAACAAGAGGAGCAGCGACUGGGAGCCAGCAGACACACACUGAUAUACGCAGCAGCGACCGUCGGAGGCGAGGGCGAAAUAAUACAUUGAAAUACACAGAGCACGACUUUCUGAAAGUGCGAUUCUGUCGAAUGAGUACGUCUACGGGGUUCCGAGAGACCAGUGCAAGCGACGCGUUGGCUGUAGGCGCACCGUGCAGACAGCCAGCCCGGUAGCUACAAACAGUGAAGUGGUGCAAAGGGAGGAGGACAGGAAAUAAAGGAGUUACCUGGAGGGUGUCCGUCAAUCCACAUUUCAGUUGGAGUGAGAGGAAAAGGCACGGCGGGAGAGAGAGAAAGGAGUAGAGGAGUGUGUCGCGUCUGCUCUUGGCAGCUGUUCCAGCAGCCGCUUUCAUUGUUUUGGCUGUUAUUUCGUUCCUGCGUUACCUUUUCGAUGAAUCAGUUCAUACUUUUAACUUUAAUGUGAGCUAUAACUGCUGUAGUAAAACAAAAAAAAGGAAGAAAAUAUUACUAGCAAGAGUGUUUUUAUUUCGUUCCAUCGUUGAUUUCCGAGUUUGUUUUUUUUUUGUUUCUUUUUUAUGUUGAACAACCCUUUUCGGCGGUGAGUAGCAGGAGCUUCCAUUCUCCACAAACUAUCGUCGAACUCCCUUCCUUACUUAGUUAGGACCUGAUAACCUGGUAUUCCUCAAGCACCUGAAACUGGCAGCUAUUCUCUUUGUGUCUGUGUGUUUGGGGAGCUCUGUGACCACAGCUUAAGCACCACUCAGCCUUCUAGUCACCUAAGCCUAACUAAAGCCAGCCAGCUCUUGCCUGGUCCAGCCUGCUCCGAUCAUCUGGACAGGAUACUCAGUUCUGUGUGGACGUGAGGAAUAUGACUGCUGAGACUCUUAACUUCGGCCCAGAAUGGCUCCGUGCACUGUCCAGUGGGGGGAGUGUGACGUCCCCCCCUCCUUCCCCCGCCAUGCCAAAGUACAAGCUGGCCGAGUACCGCUACGGCCGAGAGGAGAUGUUAGCACUUUAUAUCAAAGACAACAAGGUCCCAGAGGACAUGCAGGAUAAGGAGUUUGCUGCUAUUCUGCAAGAUGAGCCCAUGCAGCCCCUGGCACUGGUGCCUCUCACUGAGGAGGAGCAGAGGAACUUCUCCAUGUCUGUGAACAGUGUGGCGGUGCUGAGGCUCAUGGGAAAAGGGGUCGGCGGGGCUGCCCCGGCUGGAGUGGUCCGAGGACGAGGGGCCGCACGAGGCGGUCGAGGACGAGGUCGUGGUGAAGGUGGAUUCUACCAAAGAAGUAUUGAAGAGGUGGAGGUGGGUUUCGGCCGCAGUGGGCGAGAGAUACACCGAAGCCAGAGCUGGGAUGACCGGGGUGAGCGUCGUUUUGAGAAGCCGCUGCGGCGGGAGGUCGCGCGUCCUGGCUUUGAAGACCCUGCUGGAGUUCCAGCGGUUCCAGGGAGGAAGGAGUACACAAGGGCUGACAGUGAUAACUGGCGCACCCUCCGGGAGGAACAAGAGGAGGAGGAGGGAGGGGAACCAGGUAGCAGCUGGAGACUUAACGGACCCCGCAGAGAUGAUGGUGGUCCUCGCUCAGCAGGCUGGCGGGAACACGUCGGUCCAGGCGAGAGUCGUCGGAGGAAGUUCGACUUCGACUUCCGGGACUCGGAGGGCCAUGUCGGUGGUCGUCGCCGUGCAGGCAGUGAGGGACUAGAGGACGACAGGGACGGCCUGCCUGAGUGGUGUACAGAUGAGGAGGACGGGGAGAUGGGCACGUUUGACUCCUCUGGAGCUUUCAUGCCUAUGAAGAAGGGUGGCAAGGAGACAAUCCUGGAGGAUGAGUUUGAGUUCAAGGGGAUCGAGGAAGAGGAAGAGGAGGAGAGCCUCACUGACACCGAGAGGAACAGCGCUGAAGGAGACAGAGAAAAAGAGAGUAAUAACUCUGUUGUGGUUGAUGGUGAGGCAAAGCCAGCAUCCCCUUCCUUUUCUCUUCCAACACACUGUACCCCUCCAUCCCUGGAGCUUCAACCCAGCAACGCAGGCCCAGUUGUGGAGAAUACUCAGCUGAGCAACAGCCUCCCUGUCAAGGCCAACAGCAUGCCUGGUGAAGAUGUGGCUCCAUUAGGGGGCAUCAAGACCCAGCUGAGCCCCAGCGCCACAACCUCUUCCAGUCUGCCUCCCCCACCCCCUUCCUCUGCUGCUCCUCUCCUCCCUCCAUCUGGAGGAGACAAUGAGGACGACGAGGGCAUGAAGCACCUGCAGCAGGAGGCUGAGAAGAUGGUGGCGUCACUGCAGGACACCUCUUUGGAGGAGGAGUGUUUCACCCAGGCUCUGCAGCAGCAGCAGGAAAGCAGGAACACAGCAGCCGCUCUACCACUGUCUCAUGAGGCCGCCAUGAAGUGGUUCUACAAGGACCCACAGGGGGAAAUCCAGGGUCCUUUCACCACAGUGGAGAUGUGCGAGUGGUUCCAGGCAGGCUACUUCACCAUGACCCUGCUGGUUAAGCGGGGUUGUGACGAGGGCUUUCAGCCCCUGGGGGACGUCAUCAAGAUGUGGGGCCGUGUGCCCUUCGCCCCAGGGCCCUCCCCGCCGCCGCUGCUUGUGAGACAGCCACCACCGGCGCAGCGCACACAGCCCACCCGGGUGCCCACCGGGACUGGAAACCUGGACCAGGAGCGCCUGAAAAAGCAACAGGAGCUUGCCGCAGCAGCUCUUUAUCAGCAGCUCCAACAGCAGCAGCUAUUCCAGCUCAUUAACAGGUGCAGUGAGCAGGGUAUGAUGCCUUCGAUGAACAGGUCGAUGUCAGUGCCAGAUACAGGGUCCAUGUGGGACAUGCAUACCUCAGCUUCACAGCCGUCAGGCGGUGAAGCCAGUCUUUGGGACAUAACAAUGAAUCCUACUACUCAGGGUCCAACUCUCGAACAGCUUCAAAAGCUCCAGCAGGAGAGGCGAGACGCUGAACUCAGGGCGAAGCGUGAGGAGGAGGAGCAGCAGCGUAAGAGGAGGGAGGAGAAGAGGAGGCAACAGGAGGAACAGAAGAGGAGGGAGGAGGAGGAGCUCUUCAGACGCAAGCAGUGUCGUCAGCAGCAGGAGCUGAUAAUGAAACUGCUGCAGCAGACCCCCCAGCAUCAGGUUGCCGGGGCAGGCGGCUCGGGCUGGAGUGGGGGUUCCUCUUCUGGGCUCACCAAAGCAGGGAAGUCCCAGGCUAUGGCUCUGAUGGAAAUGCAGCAGGAGGCAGAGAGGCUCCUGAAGCAGCAGCAGCAACAGAGAGCCCAGCAGCUGAGAGAGCGCCACUCUGGCAUGUCCAUGGGGAGCUCCUCCAUGGGAGGGCAGUGGGUGGAUGGGGUUGGCAUGUGGGGUGGGCCUGGAGGUAUGGAGGGUAAGAGUGGCAGUGGAAGCUCUUCAAGCAGCAUGGGCAUGUGGGACGAGGCUGUGAAGAACCAGGCCGGCCUGCGUGGCAACACCAACAACAACAUGGGCUUGAAGAACAGCCGCAGCAGCCCGUCACUGAGUGAGCAGUACAUGAUGCGUCGUAAGCGGACGGAGGAGGAGGACAAGCUGCUGAAGCUGCUGCAGGGCAUGAAGCCCCAGGAUGGCUUCACCACCUGGUGUGAACAGAUGCUGCACGCUCUCAACACCUCUGCCAACAACUCCAGCUCCUCUCUGGAUGUUGCCACAAUUGUGGCAUACCUGAAGGAGGUGGAGUCUCCCUAUGCAGUGCUGGACUUCAUCCGGUCCUACCUAGGGGACACAGUGGAAGCCAAAGAGUUCGCCAAACAGUUUCUGGAGCGACGUGCCAAACAGAAAGCCAACCAACAGAGACAGCAACAGCAGUUAUCAAAGGAAGUGGCUGGAUUGAACAUGAACUUCCCUCUGCAGGAGUCGAUGCGAGGUAUGAACCCAAGCACACUGCAGUCCAUGUUUCAAGCCAACCACAUGGGCAAGGCUGGUCUCUACGACAACCAGGGGGGAAAGAUGAAAAAGAAACAGCCCAUGAUGCUGCACUCAGACCCCAGCAUCUUAGGGUACUCAUUCCACAACACGGGCGAGUGUCUGAGCCUGAAUGAGAUGGAGAUGGUGGAGGAUUACUGAUGUGACGCAGCGCAGCAGCAAUAGCUACCUGAGGCCUUCUGUCUUUUAAUCAGACAAACCUGAUGACGAAUGUGCACUGCUGGGGGAACCGGGGUUGGGGGGGGGUGGGGGUAGGAAGGGAGCGUUUGUAUGUGAGAGGGAAGGGGUAGGGUGGAGGCGCCUGGAUCUGUGCCUCCCACUCUUUCCUUCCCUCUGGAAAGAAGAAAAGGGCUCCCUGCUGCACCAGUUGAUCACUUGAGCAGGGGGGAAGGUGGUGAAAUGGGGUGAGGUUAAAAAGAAGAUGGGUAUCCUCUGGCACUCAAAAGAUUAAGCACCUUAUACUGAACUAAUGCACUUUAUUGAGAUGGGAUUUGAAUAGUUUUUUUUCUUUUCGUGUGUGUAUGUGAGAGUGUUUGGAAUCAGUGCACAUACAGUAUGUGUGCAUACACAAUAUCUGUGUGCAUGUGCAUCGGAACUGGAAGGGGGCGGUGAAACAGUCGGUGGGAUGAAUGGUCGGGUUGUUAGGUUUUCAAAGUCAGGGGGACCUUUAGUUGAAACCUUAUCAGAGAGCAAAUCCUUUCUCGAAAGACAAACACUGUUGAUAUUUCUCUUGUUUAGCAUUUUUUUACGUUUAUAUAAAAAGUAAAGCUAUUGAAAAAAUGGAUUAUAAAAAAAACUUGAAGAUUUGCACUUGCCUAAAAAAAGAAAUAACAAAAACAACAAAAAAAUCAAACAAAUGGGGAUAGUUAUAGAAGUGAAUAUUUUUUUGUGAAUGUGUAUGAAUGACUGCGGCGAGAGUGACUGACGUGAGAUGGAUGGUUUGUGUCAGUGAUAUACCUGCACAAUUUUUCUUUUUCUUUUGUUGCUUACCAAGAUGUAUGAAACAUAAGAGGCCAUUUUGUCUUUUUUUUUGUUUGUUUAAAUGGUAAUUUUGUAUUCUCAUGUUUAGAGCAUGUGUGUGUGCGUGCGCGUGCGUCCCUUCUCCAAACAGGGACUCGGAUCUCCAUGUUUUGAGAGAGUAUGAAUGAGAGAGAGAGGGCAAUUGCACAACACAUCCUUUCUCUCACCAGCUCUUCAUCCCCAGAUAGACGAAUUAGAAAUGCAUACAUUUGUAAAUGUCAGCUUUUGCGCUCAUAACAUGAUGACCACCACUAGUUUAUUUCCCUUAGCUUCUCCCCAUGGGGAGCUGUCUCUAGACCUGUGAGGACUUGUAGACAGGGCGAAUCAUGAGGGACAUUACUGUGUGUGCUUCCGAAUGAGACUGUGUGUGUGUGUCUUUUCAGAGUGCAUGUUCAUUUACUGUUCAUAGAAAUGAGUUGAGACUACAGGUACUCAUUUUGAAUACAUGGGCUUUUUUUUUCUUCUUUGGUAUGUGUAUGAAUGCACAUUUGUGCCUAAGAACUUGGAUCGAGUGCGUGGCCAUUGAGACAUUAACUCUUUUUUGAGAGCAGGUGUGACGUGCGUCAGUGCUCAGCACAGUGUAUGUAAAGUAUGUAAGUUUGCAUCGUAAAUAAUUCUAGUUCAGUCUAGGGGUGAUCCAUCAGAAGUUUAGUCCAGUGUGUUUUCCUGGGGUGUGAUCACGUUGCCUUUUGUCAGCUCUCGAACUUGUGAAUGAAAGGUGUCGAGUUUCUGACUCUGAAAAAAAAAAUAUAUAUAGCAUCUUAAUGUGCAAGUGCACAAGACGGUGCAUGAAAUGUUA
Messenger RNA from Scophthalmus maximus (turbot), 6103 nucleotides. It is a transcript of the gene gigyf1a, whose product is annotated as GRB10 interacting GYF protein 1a. The coding region runs from base 1219 to 4425 and encodes 1068 amino acids. The transcript has 25 exons. The record is from RefSeq and is a predicted model, not a curated record. Gene Ontology annotation, biological process: insulin-like growth factor receptor signaling pathway. NCBI's taxonomy places the organism in Eukaryota, Metazoa, Chordata, Actinopteri, Pleuronectiformes, Scophthalmidae. Gene Ontology annotation, molecular function: protein binding.